Messenger RNA from Helianthus annuus (common sunflower), 2141 nucleotides. RefSeq names its product proline-rich receptor-like protein kinase PERK5. The transcript has 7 exons. Gene Ontology annotation, biological process: protein phosphorylation. Bases 122 to 1966 code for a protein of 614 amino acids. Gene Ontology annotation, molecular function: ATP binding; protein kinase activity. The record is from RefSeq and is a predicted model, not a curated record. NCBI's taxonomy places the organism in Eukaryota, Viridiplantae, Streptophyta, Magnoliopsida, Asterales, Asteraceae.
UUGAAAGUUGUGUUGUGGAGGGAAAUCAAGAAUUCUGUUACAGGAAGUUAGUUAGUUACAAAUGAAUAUUUGAAUUUUCCGGCAGAGUUUCUCGGAGGGCCGGAAAAGUUCAUCCUGACAUAUGGCUGCGGCCCCGAAGGCUGCUCCGGCCCCUGAAACCCCAUCUCCAACUUCUGACUCUUCACCACCACCAUCCGCUGACGCCUCACCACCACCACCACCACCACCUUCUAGUCCUUCGCCGCCACCACCUAAGGCUUCUAGACCACCCGCGUCCCCUCCCCCUCCUAAAGCACAGCCACCGCCCUCCCCUGAUGAAACCCCGCCCGCCCCUUCACCUCCCAAAGCACAACCACCACCCUCCCCGGAUGUAACGACCCCUCCACCUCCUACAUUGCUUCCACCGCCGUCAGCAGGGCUUGUCCCGCCUGCCACCACUUCUCCGCCACCUCCUGCUGCAAUCCCCGCACGCGAAGUACCUACAACACCCAACCAGCCCAGCCUUCUUCCAACCCGUGGGGACGCUUCUGACAAGGGUGCUCCAGGACCCGCGAGGAAGUUACCUAGUCCAUCGAGCCGAAAAUCAGCUUCGAAGUCAUCAACCGAUUAUAGUGCAACCAAUAUUCCAAUUAUUAUUGGAGGAAUAGUUGUUGGCAUUGUAGUGUUUCUUGCUCUUUUUGUCAUUUGUGCUAUGUGCAAUAAGAAAAAGAAAAAAGGUUACUAUAUUCCUGAACAAAGCGCGGGAGUAGGUGGACCCUACUACCACGGUAAACCAGACCAUGUGGUUAGGGUUGGUACUGGUGGUGGUUGGGGACAUCCGCCACAACCACCACCAAUGAACAGUAGUAAGGAAUUUCUUGGGCCUAGAAUGUCAGUGGCGGCAUCUACAAAGAUGCCACUGGCAUUCAACCAGAGUCAAUUCUCGUAUGAUGAGUUAGUAGCCGCCACCGGAGGUUUUACCCAGUACAAUCUUGUGGGUCAAGGAGGGUUCGGGUUUGUGCACAAAGGGGUGUUGCCUAACGGGCAAGAGGUUGCUAUAAAGAGUUUAAAACCAGGCAGUGGGCAAGGCGAGCGGGAGUUUCAGGCGGAGGUUGAGAUGCUUAGUAGGGUCCACCAUCGGUAUUUGGUUUCACUCGUGGGGUAUUGUAUUAGUGAUGGGCAGAGAAUGCUUGUUUACGAGUUUGUUCCUAAUCGCACCUUGGAGUUCCAUCUUCAUGGAAAGGGUCAAGUGGUUAUGGAUUGGCAAACUAGAAUGCGUAUUGCGCUUGGAUCUGCCAAAGGACUCGCUUAUCUCCAUGAAGAUUGCCAUCCUCGGAUCAUUCAUCGGGACAUCAAAUCUGCUAACAUUCUCCUUGACCAUGAGUACGAAGCAAAGGUUUCCGAUUUUGGAUUGGCUAAACUAACAACCGGGAACGACACUCAUGUCUCAACUCGUGUGAUGGGAACUUUCGGGUACUUAGCUCCGGAGUAUGCUUCGAGUGGGAAGCUAUCAGAGAAGUCUGAUGUUUUCUCAUUUGGGGUCAUGUUGUUGGAGAUUUUGACGGGAAGAAAGCCGAUUGAUCCCGAGACUGAAUACAUGAAUGACAGCUUAGUAGAGUGGGCGAGGCCACUCAUUGCUAAGGCGAAGGAAGAUGGAGACUACAACGAGCUUGUGGACCCACGCUUGAAAACUAACUAUGAUCGCAACGAGAUGGCACAAAUGGCUUCUUGUGCUGAAGCUAGUGUCCGCCAUUCGGCUAGGAGGCGUCCUAAGAUGAGCCAGAUAGUGCGAGCAUUAGAAGGGAACGCAUCACUAGAUAGCUUGGAUGAGAAAGAAACAAAAGGAGAAUCCGCAUUAGACACAAGCGAAUCAAGAGUUUAUGACACGCAGGCCUACAAUGAUGACAUGAUUAAGUUUAGAAAGAUGGUGAUGUCGACCGAAGAAUCUUCAGGUAGUGAGAUGGGUAGUUCUGGACAGUAUAGAUGAACACUGUAAAGUUAUAUAUCACAUGUUGUUAAUAGCUAAGAAGGCUGUUAGUGCUACUAUGGUACAUAUGAGGUUGAUUUUCCAAGGAGAGUAAUGUAGCAUUUGUAGUUAGCACAAAGGCAAUAUUGGGCCAAAGAUCUUUAGUUGAAUAUAACAAGAUAGUGGUUUGUGUGUG